This is a messenger RNA of Pistacia vera, 1687 nucleotides long. Its product is annotated as putative anthocyanidin reductase. The record is from RefSeq and is a predicted model, not a curated record. Gene Ontology annotation, molecular function: oxidoreductase activity, acting on the CH-OH group of donors, NAD or NADP as acceptor. The coding region runs from base 159 to 1067 and encodes 302 amino acids. NCBI's taxonomy places the organism in Eukaryota, Viridiplantae, Streptophyta, Magnoliopsida, Sapindales, Anacardiaceae. The transcript is spliced from 5 exons.
GUUGCACAGUUUCAUAUAUUCUAUGAAUUAUUUAUAGCCCGUUGGAAAGAAAAUUCUCGUGAUGUUGCACAGUUUCAUCUAUUCUAUGAAUUAUAUAUUGAUUGAGUACAGUAAGAAGUGCGUUUUUGUUAAGCAGCAGAAAAGACCAGUUGCAGAAGAUGGAGGAUUUAGUUAGCAUGGAGGAGUGCAAAAGAGAGGGAGAUAAGACUUAUUGUGUCACCGGAGCCACUGGCUAUAUUGGGUCCUGGUUGGUCAAAUCACUUCUUGAAAAAGGGUGCAUAGUUCAUGCCACAGUCCGAGAUCCAGCAAAAGUAUUGCGCUUUCUGUCACUGUGGACCGGUUGUGACCGAUUAAGAUUGUUCCAAGCUGAUCUUCAUGUAGAAGGGAGCUUUGACGAUGCUGUUAAAGGCUGUGAUUAUGUAUUUCAUGUAGCAGCUUCAAUGGAAUUUGACAUCCCUGAAAAACAGAACAUUGAAACUUAUGUUCAAUCAAAUAUUAUCGACCCUGCAAUCAGAGGUACAUUAAACCUCCUCAAAGCUUGCUUGAAAUCUGAAUCAGUGAAAAGGGUUGUUUUAACAUCCUCCAUUAGUACAAUUACCGCCAAAGACAGUGGUGGAAAAUGGAGGUCAGUGGUUGAUGAAUCUUGCCAGAGUCCCAUUGACCAUGUCUGGAGUACAAAAGCAAGUGGAUGGGUGUAUGUACUCUCCAAGCUUUUGACCGAGGAAGCAGCAUUCGAAUUUGCAAAGGAAAAUAACAUUGAUCUUGUUUCAGUAAUUACAAGUACCGUUGCUGGACCAUUUCUAACUUCAAGUGUUCCAUCUAGCAUUCGCGUCCUCUUAUCACCAAUAACAGGUGACUCCAAGUUCUUUUCAAUACUGUCUGCUGUCAAUACCAGAAUGAGAUCAGUUGCUUUGGUUCACAUUGAAGAUAUAUGCAGUGCACACAUAUUUCUGAUGGACAAUGCCAGAGCAGAAGGUCGAUACAUGUGCUGUGCCAAGAGUUGUCUAAUGUCUGAAUUGGUCGAGCAUCUCAACCGAGUGUACCCUUCCUCAAAUUUGCACAAGUAAGUUUCUCUUAUUUUAUUAAAUGCAUAAACAAACAAUCAUACAGGAAUUAUGUGAUCUGCGACAUUGAUUUUUCACUAUGUUCCCAGGAUUAAGGGGGGGAAUCACAGUUUAGUACCUUCUGAGAUUUCAUCAAAGAAGAUAAAAGAUUUGGGUUUUACUUACAAGCAUGGCAUAGAAGAUAUCAUUUGUCAAACAAUAGCCUGUUGCAUGGAUUGCGGCUUUCUUUCUCCCAUUAUAAAGUGAAGUUAGGUGCUACUGUUGAUUAAGAUAAACUAAAAUUCAAUGGACUAAGCUAGGAGAAUAAAUGCAAGCAGAAAUAAAUGAGAGAAAAUUCAAACGAUUUAAACCAUUCUUCAUGUUUGGUACAUGUUGUUUUCUCACCAUUCAUAGAUGUCAUUACUAUUAUGAAGAAGAGAUCUAAUCAAAGACAGAAUGGAAACUUGACCUUCAGUUUUGAUCUGAUUUAAGGCGUCAACAGCGGCGCCAAAUUAUCUAGAUUUCAUGCCAAUAUGAAUCAACAAGUCUACUGUAGUUGUUUAUCUUCAAAACACAUUAAUUUUUAAUGUUAGACCUUGUUCAAAUCUACGUUCAACAAUUAAAUGGUAGCGAGAUAUGGUACA